This is a messenger RNA of Jaminaea rosea, 681 nucleotides long. RefSeq lists its product as hypothetical. Lineage: Eukaryota; Fungi; Basidiomycota; Exobasidiomycetes; Microstromatales. The transcript has a single exon. The record is from RefSeq and is a predicted model, not a curated record. The coding region runs from base 250 to 591 and encodes 113 amino acids.
GAGUGACUUGUGCUUGAUGAGUCGUGCAGAAGACGGCCGCGCUGAUCGUCGCGUCUAUGUGAGAGGUUGUCGGGCGGCGAGGUGAGCCGGUGGCUAGAGGCUGGCAUGACAAGCGUUGACGCUUUGCUCGAAGAAGUCGAGGGGAGACAGGCGUUUAAGCGGGUAUCGUUUCCUCGAUGCGAUCAGCACCAGCAGAUUUGAAGAAGUGGUGGCAAGCCGUCGACGUUGCUGUUGUCUUUGUCUGACUGAAUGCAUGCCCAUCACGGCACGAGCGUCGACGCACCCGCUCCGCUCUCUCCGCGCUCCAUUCCUUCCGCGCUCACCUUGCCCUUUCGCGCUAACGACCACUUCCUCACAUGCUGCGAUGUCAGACGCUCACUCAUGUCACGAUUGUUGUUGUUGUUGAUAAUGAUGAUGAUGAUGAUGAUGGAUUGGAAGGAGAAGAGAAGAAUUGAGAUUUUGUCGAGCACACUCCGCGGCUCGAUCUUCGCGGGCGAAAAGGGUUUUAGGCGAGGAAGGAGGGAGAAGGAGGACGCGUCGCCCGUCUACGGUAGGAGCAGUCUAUCUAGCAACACACACCAGAGGUGGUGAUGAGGACAAGACGACGACUACUACAGCAAAGAGAGGUAGCUACACGAUUCCCCCACACUCCACAAUCCAAAUCCCACCGAUUUGUCAAGG